GAUUUAGUGGAGUGGGUGGCCAAGCAAAACUAUGAUGUCACCUUCCUGAUGCAUUACUUUGGUGACUCCCACACUCUUGGCCCUCCCAGCUCCUCUGUCUGUCAUCACAAUCUGGACAGGUCUAUUGACUUUUUCUAAGCUUGGCAUCCCCCUCCAUCCAGACAAAGUAGAAGAGCCGUUAAGGAUAACUGCCUUCUUGGAGGAUUGGUCACAGAAGCAUUAGUGUAGAGGCAAGGAAGUGGAUUCUCUAAUAGGUCACCUUCAGCAUGCCUGGAAGGUCGUACCCCAAGGUCGCUCAUUCUUGUGCCAAAUGAUCAAAUUGCUCUGCGCUUUUCGACGCGAUGACCACCUGAUUCGUCUCAAUCAGGAGUUCUUUGUUGACCUAGCCUGGUGGCGAGAGUAUUUCCAGUCUUAGAAUGGAUGCAGCUUCCUUCAGUACCCCCAGUGGGCUCUACUUCCCGACUUCGACGUUUCUUCAGAUGCCUCUGGGGCUCUUGGUCACGGAGUAGUCUCCCAGGGUUCAGGCCCAUGGCUCCCAACACAGGCCUCUCAGUCAACCGAGUAGAAGGAACUUUUGUUAAUUUAAAAAUUGGAAACCUAACCCUGUUAUUAUAAGAAUCUUAACUGACGUUUCGGCAAUGCUGCCUUCUUCAGGGUAUACCAGAUUAAAUACCGGUAUUUAGCAUUGCAGCAUUGCCGAAACGUCGGUUAAGAUUCUUAUAAUAACAGCGUCAGUUUUACAACUUUUAAAUUAACAUUAAUACUACGCUGCGCAGGUUUUUCAAUCUUUAUCUAUACAAGGAACUUUUUCUUAUUGUUGUGGUAGCUUAGCUCUGGGGUCCCCUAUGGGCCGCCAAACGGGUCAACUUCCUAUCAGAUAACUGCUCAUUGGUGAAAAUUGUGCUGUCUGGCACUUCAAGAGCCCUACCAUCAUGUCCUUGGUUCGGUAUCUGUUCCUUUUAGCAGCUCGUCACUCCAUCUCUUUCACUGCCUCCUCAGUUAGAGAGAAGUCUAACCCGAUCGCCGACUCCCUGUCUUGCUUUCAGUUUCAGUGUUUUUGUUGGCUAGCCCCUCAUGCACACUUCAUUCCGAACCAGAUUCCGAAGCAGCUUCUCUCACACUUGGAACUUUGCUGUCAGAUAAAUGCCACUUCUACUUCACUCAGGGUCUUGGCCCUUCUACUAGGAGAGUUUAUGCUUUUGCCCAACACCGCUUCUUGGAUUUCUGUACUCAGGACAGUAGCCCAUCUCCUUUGGGAUCAGCUCUUCCAACCAAUGAAGACGUGCUUAUCCGUUUCUGCUGUCAUCUUGCCGAUACUCUCUACUAUUCAUCGAUAAAGGUUUACCUUUCAGCAAUCCGGUCCCUUCACAUCGAGGAGGGUCUGCCUUCUUCACUGGUUGGUUGCCUUCAGUUACAGCAUGUGUUGCGCGAGGUCUCAAACGCCGCCAAGGCUCAAAUAAUCCCAUCACAAUCAAGCUGA
Porites evermanni is the source of this 1480-nucleotide messenger RNA. NCBI's taxonomy places the organism in Eukaryota, Metazoa, Cnidaria, Anthozoa, Scleractinia, Poritidae. The record is from the annotation of a GenBank genome assembly.